Electrophorus electricus (electric eel) is the source of this 1983-nucleotide messenger RNA. RefSeq names its product jnk1/mapk8 associated membrane protein (gene jkamp). Gene Ontology annotation, biological process: response to unfolded protein; ERAD pathway. Gene Ontology annotation, cellular component: membrane. Gene Ontology annotation, molecular function: ubiquitin protein ligase binding. NCBI's taxonomy places the organism in Eukaryota, Metazoa, Chordata, Actinopteri, Gymnotiformes, Gymnotidae. The record is from RefSeq and is a predicted model, not a curated record.
AACAAGAAGUAGAAACGUUUCCGGGUGCUACCUGUGGAAAAUUAAUUCCCUGGCAAAUGUUGGAUACCUACUUAAAUCCAAUGUUUUCUCUGUAGUAACCGAAGAUCUGCAUUUAUAUUAUGGCAGUAGCAAUGAGCUCGACUUGCCCUGGACUAUACUGUGGGAGGACGCUCAUAAAUGGCUCAACUGAGGGAGAUUGUGGGGUUUGCCCUCGUGGGGAAAGGACAAAUCUGGAGAAAAUCUGCAAGAGAUGUGAGGGAUCUCCAGAGCUCUAUGACUGGCUUUACUUGGGCUUCAUGGCAAUGCUUCCCCUGGUCCUGCACUGGUUUUUCAUUGAAUGGUAUUCUGGGAAAAAAAGUUCGAGCGCCCUGUUCCAGCACAUCACAGCCCUGUUUGAGUGCAGCGCUGCAGCUGUUGUCACACUGAUAGUGAAUGAUCCGGUGGGGGAGCUGAAAAUCCGCUCCUGCCACGUUCAGAUGCUGUCCGACUGGUACACAAUGCUCUACAACCCAAGUCCCGACUAUGUCACCACACUGCACUGCACCCAGGAGGCUGUGUUUCCUCUGUACACCAUGGUUCUGAUCUAUUAUGCUUUCUGCUUACUCUUCAUGAUGCUACUACGGCCUCUGCUUGUGAAAAAAAUAGCAUGUGGUCUGGGGAAGACUGACCGCUUCAAAAGCAUCUAUGCUGCUCUCUAUUUCUUCCCAAUUCUAACUGUUCUGCAAGCAGUGGGAGGAGGCCUUCUCUAUUAUGCUUUCCCCUACAUUAUUUUGGUGUUGUCCCUGGUUACGUUGGCAGUGUACAUGUCAGCUUCAGAGAUACAGACAUUUAAGAACAUUGUAGCCAAGAAGAAGAGGAUGGUGGUACUUUUCAGCCAUUGGCUCCUCCACGCCUACGGCAUUGUCUCAAUCUCCCGAUUGGAUAAGCUGAGCCAGGAUUUGCCGCUAUUGGCACUUGUACCUGGGCCUGCGCUCUUCUAUUUGCUCACAGCCAGGUUCACAGAGCCCAACAGGAUUUUGUCAGAAGGUGGAAAUGGACACUAAUGGGUCAGUCCAGUGCCCUUUACUGCAGGCUGUAUCUUAUCUUUACAGAAAUUCAGUUACUACCGUUGUACCUGGUAGUGACUUAAUUUCAUAACACCAAUGACAUGAACCCUGAAGAGCCUUACCAAAACACUUGGUCAGAACCUCCUCAUUAUGGUCUGUCCUCAUAGACUCAGUGAAGUCCUUUGUGAACAUCUCCUUCAUCUAUUAAGGUGGGAGGCAGGCUUGUAUUUUAUGUUUAGACUGAAGAAUAUCUAUAAUCUAAUGAAGUGUACAUUUUUGGCUAAAUGCUACAGCCUGUGCAUCUACUGUUUUUCCAAAUUAUUCUCUAUUUGCGGUAUUGAUCAGUGCAUAUUAAGUGGAUGGUACAUUCUUAUUUUUGAGGUUCUGUGUUCAUGGAGUGGUAUUAAUGGAUGUGUUGUCUCUUCUUCCUGUAAAGAGAAAUCUUGCACUAAUUGCAGCUGGUCUGUAAACUGUGCUUGACUAGUUAUUUAUCUUUUCAUAUAAGAUGUAACUUCACUGUGCCAAACACUCAGCUGUAUGUCCUUGAGUGAUACAUGCCUGUACUGGUUCAACAACACUUAACACUUAAAGGUAAACCUGCUUUAGAAGUCUUACCAAGAUGUGACUUUAUCAGAUAGUAAUGUUGCUGCUGAUAUAUACUUAAUGCAUUGAGAGCAUGAUUAUAUACAUAGUAUAUUACCUCUCUCUUUGUAAUAUGUUAUUUUAAGUUGAGAAAUAAAUGUUUUGAGAAUCUUAUGCAUGUAUAUUUAAAAUAAUUUACAUUCAGAAGUUACUGUUGGAUGAGGAAUAUUGGAAAAUUCAUUGUUCUGGUAAUAGUGAAAUACAGAUUAAUAAAAAUCCCAUUAAUAUGUAAUUUGUGUUAACACAUUGGGGUAAUAUACAACUAAUUCAUGUUUUAAUAAAAUAAUGCAGCAAA